Gossypium raimondii (Peruvian cotton) is the source of this 363-nucleotide messenger RNA. Its product is annotated as protein PELPK1. Lineage: Eukaryota; Viridiplantae; Streptophyta; Magnoliopsida; Malvales; Malvaceae. Bases 1 to 363 code for a protein of 120 amino acids. The transcript has a single exon. The record is from RefSeq and is a predicted model, not a curated record.
AUGGCCACUUCAAAUUGUUUUGUCUUAGCAAUUUUCAUGGCUUUAUCAUUAUCAAACAUCAAUGUCGGGGUAACAGCUCGUCAUCUCCUUCAGAUGCCACCAACGUUGCCUAGAGUAACGUUACCACCAUUGCCAUCUAUCCCAAAUCUCCCACAACCAACAAUACCGACAUUGCCAACCACUCAGCCAUCGUUACCCAAGCCUGGUGCUCUACCUCCACUUCCUACCAUGCCAACAUUGCCGACCAUACCUAAUGCCCCAAAACUGAGCAUGCCACCUCUGCCGAACAUUCCCUCCUUCCCUACAAUACCAGCUACUAUGCCAUCUAUUCCAUUCUUCUCGCCACCACCGGCCAAAAACUAG